AAAAAAGAAUUAUCCUUUAAGAGAAGCUUCACACUGUCCUUUUGCAGCCUCAUCCUCAACCUCUCGAUGCAAGCUGAUCCAGCAACCUCUGCAAAAACAUUGUGAAGAAUAAAGAGGGGAAAAUGGCCACUUUCUUCUCUCUUUACCCUUCAACUUCCUCUUCUCUUCCCUCUCCUCCCAGAACCCCAAAACUACAAUUUUCUUUAUUGAAACAAAAUUCAACUUGUAUUUAUUUCAAGAAAAGAUCAUUAUAUGUAAAUUCAGUUCUGUCAGCAGAAACUGACUCAAAAGUCCCACAAACAGUGCAGACUUUCUGGCAGUGGCUAAAAGAUGAAGGCGUGGUGUCAGCCAAGACUCCGGUGCGGCCGGGGGUGGUGCCUGAGGGCCUUGGACUGGUGGCCACAAGGGACGUUGCUAAAAAUGAGGUCAUUUUAGAGGUGCCCAAGAAGUAUUGGAUCAAUCCUAACACCGUUUUGGAAUCAGAGAUUGGAAAUGUUUGCUCUGCGUUGAAGCCUUGGAUUUCUGUUGCUCUGUUUUUUCUCAGAGAGAGGUUUAGGGAGGACUCUAAGUGGAAAAAUUACAUUGAUAUUCUUCCAGAGUAUACUAAUUCCACAAUAUUUUGGUCAGAAGAGGAGCUUUCUGAGAUUCAAGGAACACAACUAUUGAGCACAACAUUGGGUGUGAAAGAGUAUGUGCAAAAUGAGUUCUUGAAAGUUGAAGAAGAAAUCAUAAUUCCAAACAAGCAGCUCUUCCCUAUUCCAAUAACAUUAGAUGAUUUCUUUUGGGCAUUUGGGAUACUCAGAUCGAGGGCAUUUUCUCGUCUUCGCAAUCAAAAUCUAGUGAUCAUCCCCUUUGCAGACUUGGUCAAUCACAGUGCCCGAGUUACUACAGAAGAUCAUGCUUAUGAGGUUAGAGGACCAGCAGGUCUUUUUUCCUGGGAUUACCUCUUUUCUUUAAGGAGCCCGUUACCACUCAAGGCUGGCGAACAGGUUUUUAUCCAAUAUGAUUUGAAUAAGAGCAAUGCUGAUACGGCUCUGGACUAUGGGUUCAUUGACUCCAAGUCAGAUCGUGAUGCAUUCACAUUGACACUAGAAAUAUCAGAUUCGGAUGUUUUUUUUGGUGACAAGUUGGAUAUAGCCGAGUUAAAUGGUUUAGGAGAAACUGCAUACUUUGACAUUAAGUUGGGACAACCUCUUCCACCUGCUAUGCUUCCAUAUCUACGGCUGGUAGCACUUGGAGGAACAGAUGCAUUUCUUCUGGAGUCGAUUUUCAGAAACACUAUUUGGGGUCACCUCGAGUUGCCUAUUAGCCGUGCCAAUGAGGAGCUUGUAUGUCAAGUGGUUCGGAAUGCAUGCAAAUCUGCACUUUCUGGCUAUCAUACCACCAUCGAAGAGGAUGAUAAGCUGAAAGAGGGAGGAAAUCUAAGUCCAAGGCUUGAAAUAGCUGUUGGAAUAAGAGUGGGAGAGAAAAAGGUAUUGCAACAGAUUGAUGAUAUCUUUAGAGAGAGGGAAUUGGAAUUGGAUGAACUUGAAUAUUACCAAGAAAGGAGGCUCAAAGAUCUUGGUCUGGUUGGGGAACAAGGUGAUAUAAUCUUCUGGGAGCCGAAGUAGGUACUGUGAAUCUGAUUAUGGUCGAGAGGCAUCAUCAUGUAAUACCACAUCAAAGAAAGCUACAGGUAGAAGUCAUGGAUCGAAGAAGAUAAUCCUUCUAUUCAAUCCAGGAAUGUUUUGAGGAUCGGAAAUUUAUGUUUUGCGGUUGCAUAUUUUGUGGAUUCAGCUCCAGUUUUUCAAAUUUCAGAUCAUUUUAUCAUAUAAUUAUUAUCUUGAUACAUGAUAUCUGCAUUUCACCAUCUUUUUCGUUGUAAUUUUUGCCUGUGAAAUAUAGUUAAAUUCAUCUUUACGUACUAAAA
Messenger RNA from Olea europaea var. sylvestris, 1909 nucleotides. Its product is annotated as ribulose-1,5 bisphosphate carboxylase/oxygenase large subunit N-methyltransferase, chloroplastic. Gene Ontology annotation, biological process: peptidyl-lysine monomethylation. NCBI's taxonomy places the organism in Eukaryota, Viridiplantae, Streptophyta, Magnoliopsida, Lamiales, Oleaceae. Gene Ontology annotation, cellular component: chloroplast. Gene Ontology annotation, molecular function: [ribulose-bisphosphate carboxylase]-lysine N-methyltransferase activity; protein binding; protein-lysine N-methyltransferase activity. The transcript is spliced from 6 exons. Bases 123 to 1610 code for a protein of 495 amino acids. The record is from RefSeq and is a predicted model, not a curated record.